UUAAGGAAGUAGGUCCGGCAGUGGGCGGGGCCAGAGCUGGGCGGUGGCAUGUCCCUCCGCGGGCGUGUCUCUGUGCGGGCGCGGCCCAAGACCGGGAAGCCGUGUGGCAGCCAGACGGAGGCAGUCGGACCGUGGCUACUAGAAAGAAAAGAAAAAAGGAACGUGUGGCUGUUGUUAGACCCUAGAAGUUUCUAAGGGUCUCCCAUACCUCAUCACAUACAGACCAAGAGAACCAAGAGGUGCUGGUGUCCAGUUUUAAGAAGCUGUUGGAAGCCCACUAAGAGGAUCAGAGAGAGGAGCCCAGAAAAGACCACAGGGAGGAUCUCAAGGCUCCACACAUUUCUCCAAGGUGACCUGACACAGGCUAUCAUCCUGUCCUAGUCUCUGCCCUGUGUUUCUGGCAGGUGCCACCGAGAUGUCAAACCCCUUCCUGAAGCAGGUUUUCAACAAGGACAAGACAUUCCGGCCCAAGCGCAAGUUCGAGCCUGGCACCCAGCGCUUUGAGCUGCACAAGCGGGCACAGGCGUCACUGAACGCGGGGCUAGACUUGCGACUGGCUGUGCAGCUGCCGCCGGGCGAGGACCUUAAUGACUGGGUGGCCGUCCACGUGGUGGAUUUCUUCAACCGUGUCAACCUCAUCUAUGGCACCAUCAGUGACGGCUGCACCGAGCGCUCAUGCCCGGUCAUGUCUGGGGGUCCCAAGUAUGAGUACCGCUGGCAGGAUGAGAGGCGCUUCCGCAAGCCCACCGCACUGUCUGCACCCCGCUACAUGGACCUGCUCAUGGAUUGGAUCGAGGUGCAGAUUAACAAUGAGGAGGUCUUCCCCACCAACGUCGGCACCCCAUUCCCCAAGAAUUUCCUGCAGACAGUGCGGAAGAUCCUGUCGCGGCUCUUCCGUGUGUUUGUACACGUCUACAUCCACCACUUUGACCGCAUCGCACAGAUGGGCUCCGAGGCCCACGUGAACACCUGCUACAAACAUUUCUACUAUUUCGUCACUGAGUUCAGCCUCAUCGACCCCAAAGAGCUGGAGCCCCUGAAGGAGAUGACCUCACGGAUGUGUCACUGAGGGCCAUCACAUCCCCCCGAGACUCCCAGGGAUGGCUGAGGAGGAUGGCUGAGGAGUCAUAUCCCCACUGCUUGAAUCUGAAACUGUGGUCCUGGGACGCCAUUGCACUGCCUGGAAGUCACUGGGAGAGUCUGAGCCUUCUGACUGCGACGUACAUGGACGCUGGAUGUGAACUCUAGAAUGCACUGUGCUCACCACUGAGUUUACACUGUGUGUGCCCCACAGUCACCCAUGAGAAGCAGGACCUGGAGUCACUGUCCCUUCUUCAUGUCUAUCCCCAUUCUGCACCCUUCUGCAUGACCUUGGCUCUUGUGGCUGUGACUUUUCCCCCCACCUGCCAGUCUGGGGAGGUAGCUCCAGGUCCCCUCACCACCUCAGAGCCACAUUCUAUGUUGAUGACUGUAUGGGAGCUGUCCAAUCUCCCAAGAGGUACAACUGGGUGCCACCCCCAUCCCCCAGUGCUCACUGCACUUCUGGUCCUCCAUUGUCUCUAGGACAUCCAUGCACUCUGUCUAAGGCUUUUGGAUCCUGUGCCUUUCAUCAGCAUGCCUGGUGUUGUGUGUCCUGAGGUCCUUCCCAUACUUGGAAAAUAUUCAGCUUUUGCCAAAGCUUGGUGACCCAUGCCUGUCUUCCCAGAACACAUGCAGGAGAAUGGCUCAAGUUCAAAGCUAGCCUAGUCUACACAGGUUUCAGGCCAGUCAGGGCUGCAAUAAAGAUUGUCUCCUUGGG
Nannospalax galili (Upper Galilee mountains blind mole rat) is the source of this 1798-nucleotide messenger RNA. RefSeq names its product MOB kinase activator 3A (gene Mob3a). Gene Ontology annotation, molecular function: protein kinase activator activity. The record is from RefSeq and is a predicted model, not a curated record. The transcript has 5 exons. NCBI's taxonomy places the organism in Eukaryota, Metazoa, Chordata, Mammalia, Rodentia, Spalacidae. Gene Ontology annotation, biological process: positive regulation of protein phosphorylation; signal transduction. The coding region runs from base 416 to 1069 and encodes 217 amino acids. Gene Ontology annotation, cellular component: nucleus; cytoplasm.